GGGAAAAUGGAUUCUUUAUUUCACGUCCUGGUUUCUACCUGUCUUGCCUUGACGUUCUCAGAAGGGUUUCUGAUUAUCCAUGUCCAGAAACAGCAGUGUCUUUCAGAAAAAAGAGGAGUCAUUAUGGAAAAGUGCAAUAUGAUCAACCUCAACCAGCAGUGGCAGUGGACGGCAGAUGACAGGCUCCUCCAUGUGAAAUCUGCCCAGUGCCUGAGCAUCUCUACACGCUCUGCCCUGUCAUCUCGCAGCAUCAUCGUUGAUUGUCCCCAGGCAGUCAGGUGGACUUGCCACGAGGAGGACGGGCUCCUGAAGGUGGCCAACAGCUCGCUCUUUCUCACAAAGCAAGGUCAGAAGGUCAUGGCCAAGCAGAGUAAGAAAUACCUUCAUACAUGGAUGCAGCUAGAAGCCAGCGAGACGGGAAAACCUGUUUAUGUAAAUCUGUGCUCAAAGCAAGAUCUCCAAGAUGCAGACAGUUCUGUACGGAGUACUAGAACUACAUCCCCCCCUUUAAAUGCCGUCACCUCUAGGCCUGAAAAUCUGCUGAAGAGCAGCACAGAGGUGUUCAUCAGAAAUGUGACCGAACACUUCAGUAAAAAUCUCAUUGAAAAUCUCUACUUUGACUUGAAAUCUGCAGUAACAGAGAAUGCCUGGAUUCCAACAACUACCCUUCAAUACUCUAGCACUACGGAAGAGGUUCAUGCCCAGAAAAAUUCUGCAGCAGCAGCUCCCCUAAAAGGCAGGCUAAUGGGCAGCGGCUCCUACGGCUGCACCCUGCGGGGCCGGGAGGCCGGGACCUGGUACCACCUCCGCAUCGAGCCUCUCUCCGACGGGGAGGCUGUCAACAUCUCCGUGCAGACAGAUCCCUUACCACCACCUCGUUUUGAAAUUAAUAAGGAAAAAACUACACUCACAAGCUUGCAGGUUCAGUGGGAUCCUUCCUCAGGAAAGGUGGACUUGUAUAACCUAGUAUUAUUUGAUCAUGAUAAUAAAAAGAUACAAGAAGUCUCUGUACCAGGAAGAAUUUCAAAAACAGAAAAUACUUUUUCUAGUCUCAUCCCUGGGAAUAAAUACAACAUUGUCCUCAGUGCAGUUGCUGGAAAUAAGAGUACCCUGGAACUUCACAUAAGUGGAUCUACUGUGCCAUCCCCUGUGAAAAAUAUUCAGGUCAGUGUCAAGACAGACACUAUCCAUGCUUCAUGGUCUCCUGGCUCUGGGCACGUGGAUAGUUACAGACUGGUGUUACUGGAUGAUCAUGUCCCAGUUCAUGAGAUUCACCAAGAAGAUCCUCUGACCUCCUACACUUUUUCGGGACUUACAGCGGGCCACCUGUAUAACCUCUCUGUCAUAACCCAGGCUGCAGGAUUGGAGAGCAGCAGUUUUCAAACAGUCAGGACAGCCCCAGCUGAAGUCCUAGAUUUGACGGUGACUAAUGAUGACAGCUUAGAUGCUUUAGAAGUUAAGUGGAGAAGACCUUCGGGAAACCUCGAUUUCUAUAAUAUCACUCUGUCUCAUCUUGGAUCAGUUAAAGAAGUCAAAACUCUGCAGCCACUGGUCACAGAGAUUCACUUUGACAAGCUAACUCCAGGACGUCUUUAUCAGGUUACUGCCCGCACAAUCAGUGGUGAACUGUUUACUGAUCGGAUGGCAACUGGAAGGACAUUUCCCCAGAAAGUUUCUGAGCUGAAAGCCGGUGGUGGUGGCUGGCAGAGGUCUCUGCGAGUGAACUGGCUGCCCCCUGCGGGAGACUGGGAGAGGUACCGCCUGCUCCUGUGGAACCGCUCGGCCCUGGUGCUCAACACCACCCUCGAGAAGGACACCACGGAGUAUCUCAUCCACGACGUGGGCCUCAUCCCGGGGAGGCAGUACGAUGUGGAAGUCAUUGUGGAGAGUGGCAAUUUGCAGAGCAAGACUAGCUGCACGGGGAGAACAGCUCCAGAGCCUGUUCUCCAGCUCCGUGUGAAGCAUGCUAAUGAGUCUUCACUUGGUGUCAUGUGGGUGACCCCUGUUGCAGAAUGGGACAGUUACGUGGUUUCACUGGGAGACAGGGAUCUUACUGUCAUAAAAAAAGGGCUUGCAAAAGAAGCUAAGGAAUUCACUUUCACUGACUUGGUACCUGGAAGAAAAUACACAGCUACCAUCACUACCAUUAGUGGGAUUUUAAGCAACUGGACUUCAGUGGAAGGAAGAACAGUGCCAGCCCAAGUGACUGGUCUGACCGUGGCAAGUCAGGGAUCAACCAACAGCUUGUUCACCAACUGGACAAGAGCGCUGGGAGAUGUAGACUCGUACCAAGUGCUACUGAUUCACGAGAAUGUUGUCAUUAAAAAUGAGUCUGUUCCCAGUGAAACCAACAGAUACCACUUCUAUCCCCUGAAACCUGGAGGACUGUAUUCAGUUGUUGUCACCACUGUCAGCGGGGGGAUAUCUUCAAGGCAAACGAUCGCAGAGGGAAGGACAGUUCCUUCCAGCGUGACUGGAGUAACAGUAAAUAACUCAGGUCGCAGUGACUACCUCAGUGUUUCUUGGCUGCCAGCUUCUGGAGAUGUAGACAGUUAUUUGGUAACACUCUCUCACGAUGACCAGAUUGUUCAGACUCUCACCAUUUCCAAAUCAUUCAGUGAAUGCUCCUUCAGCAGCCUUACUCCUGGGACGCUUUACAAUGUGAUGAUAACCACGAAGAGUGGGAAGUAUGAAAAUUAUUCCUUCAGCCAGGAACGGACAGUCCCUUCAAGUGUUCAGGGACUUACUGUCAGCAAUUCAGCCAGAAGUGACUACUUGAAAGUGUCCUGGUUACAUGCCUCUGGAUAUUUUGAUAAUUAUGAAGUGAUCAUCAAGAACAACAAUGAUUUCAUCCAAACAAAAAGUGUCCCAAAGGAUGAAAAUGAAUGUGUGUUCACUAAUCUGGUCCCAGGGAGGCAGUACAGCGUCACAGUCAGCACAAGGAGUGGGAAAUACGAAACUAGUGAAAGGGUCUAUGGCAGAACAAUGCCAGAGUCAGUGAAGGAACUGACUCUUAGUAACAGAACCACAGAAGAUCUGCAGGUAACUUGGUCAAAGGCUGAGGGGGAUGUUGAUAAAUAUGAGAUUCAGCUCCUCUUCAAUGAUAUGAAGAUCUUUCCACCCAUUUUCCUUGGGAACACCAUUGAGGAGUAUUGGUUCACAGCUCUGACUCCAGGACGUCUAUACAAAAUUCUUGUCUUGACAAUCAGUGGAGAUGCACAACGUGCUACUUUCAUAGAAGGCCUGACAAUUCCAAGUGCGGUCAGAAACAUUCAUGUAUCACCUAACGGCAUGACAAACAGCCUGAAAGUGAGCUGGACUCCUGGAGGUGGAGAUGUUGAUUCCUACACAGUGACUAUAUUUCAGCAAAACCAUCAGCUUGAUUCCCGGAGUGUCUCCAAACACGUCUCUGAGCACAUGUUUCACAAGUUGGAAGCUGGGGAGCAGUACCGGGUGGUGGUGCAAUCUAACAGUGGCACCUUGCACAACAGCUUAGCAGCUUUUGGGAGGACAAUUCCAGCCUCUGUCCAGGAAUUAUUAGCCCAUCAUGCUUACAGCAGUCAUUCCUUGUUAGUAACCUGGCAGAAAGCUCCUGGUGUAGCUGAAAGAUACGACAUUCUGCUCUUGAAUGAGCAAGGAAUCCUCCUGAGCAACAAAUCAGAGCCAGCUACUGCCAAACAGCACAAAUUUGAAGAUUUAUUAGCCGGCAAGAAGUAUAAAAUACAAGUUUUGACAGUCAGUGGAGGGCUCUUCAGUAAACGAGCAGAAACUGUUGGCCGAACAGUUCCAGCAGCUGUCACAAAUCUGAAGGUCACAGAGAACACCACUGACCGACUGUCCUUCAGCUGGACCACCUCACUAGGGGAGCUUGAUUCAUAUGACAUCUUCCUAUACAACCCAGACAAGUCUCUUCAUGACAGGAUUUCAGGAGAGCAGCACCUCCAGCAAUGUUCAUUCCAGAACCUGCGGCAAGGCAGGAUGUAUCGAAUGGUGAUUGUUACCCACAGCGGAGACCUCACUAAUGAGUCGUCUGUCUUUGGAAGAACAGUACCAGCCCCAGUUGUUGGUCUCAAGGCAUCCAACCGAAACAUGACAGACAGUCUGUGGUUCACCUGGGGUCCAGCAGCAGGAGAUGUUGACUUCUAUGAGCUGAAUCUUUACAACCCAAAUGGGACACAGAAAGAAACAUGGCACAGGAAAGACCUGAAAGAAUGGCAUUUCCAGGGGCUCAUUCCUGGCAGAAAGUACACUCUGGUUGUGGUGACUCACAGUGGUGACCUGACCAACACAGCAAACGCUGAAGGAAGAACAGCACCCAGCCCUCCUAACACUGUAUCCUUUACUGAUGUUGCAAACACUUCUUUAUCAAUCACUUGGCUGGGUCCUCCAGACUGGACAGACUAUGACGAUUUUGAGUUGCAGUGGCUGCCAAAAGAUCCCCUCACAGUAUUCAAUCCCUACAGCAGCAGCAAAUCAAAAGUACGCAUCAUGUAUGGCCUGCGACCAGGAAGAUUCUAUGAGUUCAGUGUCAGAACGGUCAGUGGUGACAGCUGGAAGACAUACAGUCAGUCACAGUCUGCAAGUGUGAGGACGAAACCAGACAAGAUACAAAGUCUUCAUUGUCGGCCCCAGACCUCUACUGCCAUUGCGUGUUCCUGGACUCCUCCUGAUUCUGACUUUGAUGGGUAUAGCGUCGAAUGCAAAAAACUGGACACUCAUAAAGUGGAAUUUUCUAAAAGGAUAGAAAAAGACAAAUCUCUGCUUAAUAUCAUGACCCUCAUUCCCCACAAGCGAUACCUGGUGUCCAUCAAGGUGCAUUCUGCAGACAUGACGAGUGAAGUAGUUGAAGACAGCACCAUCACAAUGAUCGACCGUCCCCCUCAGCCACCUCCAGACAUACGAGUGAACAAAAAAGAGGUGCUGAUUACCAAAUCCUCCAUCAACUUUACUUUUAACUGCAGCUGGUUUAGUGAUACUAAUGGAGCUGUGAAGUACUUUACUGUGGUUGUGAGAGAGGCUGAUGGUAGUGAAGGACCAAAGCCUGAUGAGCAGCACCCAUUACCUUCCUACCUGGAGUACAAACACAACGACUCUAUACGCAUCUACCAGACAAAUUAUUUUGCCAGUAGAUGUGCUGAAAACCCUGACAGUGACUAUAAAAGCUUUGACAUUAAGCUUGGAGGAGAAAUGGAAAAUCUGGGAGGAAGGUGUGAUCCAGAUCAGCAAAAAUUCUGCGAUGGACCUCUAAAGCCUCGGACUGCUUAUAGGAUCAGCAUACGGGCCUUUACCCAGCUCUUCAGUGAAGACCCAAAGGAACUCCCUAACCCGCUCUUUGCAGACACCUUCUUCUCUUUACCGAUCACUACAGAGGCAGAGCCUCUGUUUGGAGUUAUUGAAGGUGUGAGUGCUGGCUUGUUUCUGAUUGUGAUGUUAGUGGCUGUUACUGCCUUAUUUGUCUGCAGACAAAAAGUUAGCAAUGGCCACGAAAGACCUACAGCAAGGCUGAGCAUUCGCAGGGACAGGCCAUUGUCAGUCCAUUUGAACUUGGGGCAAAAAGGGAACCGGAAAACUUCCAGUCCGAUCAAAGUCAGUCAUUUUGAAGCACACUUCACCAAACUUCAAGCAGACUCCAACUACCUCCUGUCCAAGGAGUAUGAGGACUUAAAAGAUGUGGGUCGAAACCAGACAUGUGACAUAGCACUUCUGCCAGAGAACAGAGGGAAGAAUCGAUACAAUAAUAUAUUGCCCUAUGAUACAUCAAGAGUGAAGCUUUCCAAUGUGGACGAUGACCCUUGCUCAGACUACAUUAAUGCAAGCUACAUACCAGGCAAUAAUUUCCGCAGGGAAUACAUAGCGACUCAGGGCCCUUUGCCUGGUACCAAAGAUGAGUUCUGGAAGAUGGCAUGGGAACAAAAUGUUCACAAUAUUGUCAUGGUAACCCAGUGUGUUGAGAAGGGCCGGGUGAAGUGUGAUCACUACUGGCCCCUUGACCAGGAUUCCUUGUACUAUGGCGACCUGAUCGUUGAGAUGCUGUCUGAAUCGGUGCUCCCAGAAUGGACAAUACGAGAGUUUAAAAUCUGCAGUGAAGAGCAACUUGACUCAACGAGGCUCAUUCGUCACUUCCACUACACUGUCUGGCCAGAUCAUGGUGUGCCAGAGACCACCCAGUCCUUGAUCCAGUUUGUCAGAACUGUAAGGGAUUAUAUCAACAGGACCCCAGACACAGGACCAACUAUCGUGCACUGCAGUGCUGGUGUUGGCAGGACUGGCACAUUCAUUGCACUGGACCGAAUUCUGCAGCAGCUGGAUUCAAAGGACACUGUCGACAUUUAUGCAGCAGUACAUGAUCUAAGGCUUCACCGGGUUUACAUGGUUCAGACAGAGUGUCAAUAUGUGUAUCUACAUCAAUGUGUGAGAGAUGUGUUAAGAGCCAGAAAACUUCGCAGUGAACAAGAAAAUCCCUUGUUUCCAAUAUAUGAAAAUGUGAAUCCAGAGUAUCACAGAGAUGCUGUUUAUUCAAGGCACUAAGAAUGUUACAGACAACUGCUUUUGUGACCACAUUUGUUAACUAGGGGUUUUGUUUGGGGUUUUUUAUGUAUGUAUUUCAUGCACUAGAAAGGUGCCAGACCUUUCUGUUGAGACUGUGUAUAAUUUAUUGGUCUGGUGAUUUUUUAAAAAGAUAUAUAAUUUAAAUGUAAUAGAUAUUAAUGUAUAUAAUUGUA
Molecule: messenger RNA, 6722 nt
Organism: Pygoscelis adeliae (Adelie penguin)
Lineage: Eukaryota; Metazoa; Chordata; Aves; Sphenisciformes; Spheniscidae
Gene: PTPRB
Product: protein tyrosine phosphatase, receptor type, B
Exons: 35
Coding region: 7-6528 (2173 amino acids)
Biological process (GO): protein dephosphorylation; angiogenesis
Molecular function (GO): protein tyrosine phosphatase activity; cadherin binding
Source: RefSeq, a predicted model, not a curated record